Necator americanus (New World hookworm) is the source of this 1899-nucleotide messenger RNA. RefSeq lists its product as uncharacterized. Bases 1 to 1899 code for a protein of 632 amino acids. NCBI's taxonomy places the organism in Eukaryota, Metazoa, Nematoda, Chromadorea, Rhabditida, Ancylostomatidae. Gene Ontology annotation, molecular function: ATP binding; RNA helicase activity; RNA binding. The record is from RefSeq and is a predicted model, not a curated record. The transcript is spliced from 18 exons.
AUGGACAUGGGUAUGGUAACGCUUGCCGCCCAAGAACCACCACACCGCGAAUCCUCCAGACUUGCCGCAACCAGUGUGGUCUCACCUAAUUAUAAUGAAAUCAUCAGCACUUCUGUCUAUGAAAUGCUGUAUAAGUUCAGAACUGGAGGUGUGAAAACGGGUAAUGCAAAACACAAGGAAGACAGAAAGAUGGCCAAAAAUUGGGGAUCGUUUACCAUUGAACCUACCGUACAGACCUGCGCGACAGGACCCCACUCAUCUAGCUCUGCUGUCGGACUCAAAACGCUCACUACAGCACCGCACCGUGCUCAUGAUCGACUAUGGGCGGCUGGAUGCCGCAGUAGUCCGAGCUUUCACAUUAUCAUGGCACAUCAACCAGUUCCUUCAUAUGCUCCGUCGUGUUUCGCACUUCCAGCCGAUGCAAUCAGCACAGAAGAUAUGUGCCGCACUGUUGAAGGGGCCAUAGAGUACCGUAAGAAGAUUGAACGUUUCCGAGACUGCAAGGAAAUAGUGAGGGAUCUCUACAAGAAGCCUCCCACCGCUCCAAACUAUACAGCACAACAACUUGAAGCUGUAUAUGCCAGUAUGCAGAAUAUGAAGGUCUACCGUCACAAUGAGGAGUCGACUGCUGAUAUACCACCUCCUUUCUUGUCCUUUGAUGAAGCAUUCCAAGACUACCCAUCCAUUCUAAGAGAACUAAAGAAGCAGAGUUUCACAGCUCCGUCACCGAUACAAGCACAGCUCUGGCCAGCACUUCUUAAAGGCAACGACUGCAUUGGUGUUUCUGAAACUGGAUCAGGAAAAACUUUGGGGUUUCUCUUGCCUGCCUUCCUGCACAUUGAAGCUCAGCAUGGGCUCUACGAAACUGGAGAAAAGAAGCCAUGCCCUUCCGUUCUAGUUCUUACGCCGACACGAGAAUUGGCUCAACAAAUUGACCGUGAGGUUAAGAAAUAUUCAUACAAUGGUUAUAAAAGUGUUUGUUUAUAUGGUGGAGUCGCGCGUCUCGACCAGAUGAAAGUGUGCCGAAGCGGAGUGGAAAUAGUGAUCGCAACUCCUGGCAGACUCGCGGACUUGGCCGACGAAGGUGUUAUUUCGCUAGCUACUGUCUCCUAUUUGGUACUGGAUGAGGCAGACCGCAUGCUUGAUCUCGGCUUCGAGCCGUCUAUUCGUCGAAUUUUGUGCGAAAUACGACCAGAUCGUAUUAUUGCCCUUACUAGCGCAACUUGGCCUGAAAACGUUAGGCAACUAGCCAAGAAGUAUACAAAGGAUGCGAUAAUGGUUGUUGUUGGAAGCUUGAAUCUUACUGCCUGCUCAGCUGUGAAACAGUAUUUCGAAUUUUGGGAGGGAAGCCAGAAGUUCGACCGAUUACGUGAAAUUGUUCAUUACUUACUACAUAUGCAUGGGCCUCGAUUUAAAAUGAUCAUUUUUGUGAAAGCGAAAGCUAUGGUUGAUUUUAUCUCAUCUGAAUUGUGCAAGUGCGGUAUUCCUGCCCAGGGGAUGCAUGGUGGAAGGUCUCAACUAGACCGAGAAAAUGUCUUCCGGGAAUUACGCUUAGGACAGUGCCAAAUUUUGGUGGCCACGGAUUUGGUGAGCCGAGGCAUCCACAUAGCCGAUAUCACGCAUGUGUUGAAUUAUGAUUUUCCUGGCGAUAUCGAGGAGUACGUCCACAGAGUCGGUAGAACUGGCAGGGCUGGGCGGACUGGAGAAGCGAUGACAUUCAUUAGUUGGUGUGAUCGAAUGCAUGCAGCACGACUAAUUGCUCUCCUCGAAGAGAGUAAACAGCACGUGCCACCUGCACUGCGACGACUGGCUGCACGACACGCCGAAAGAGUGGCCAAAUUGGGACCAUUACCUCCAAGGAGAUCAACUGAAUAUUCACUUGUAAAUGUUAAGUGUUGA